AUGGCGGCGUCGCGUGACGAUAAUCGAGAUAUCAGGGUCGAAGACGACGAUGGCGAUGAAACUCGAUGGGCGAGCGUGGCAGAUGCUAAAAGUCCGGUUGCCAAAAAAGCGUGUGCUUCUCGUCGCGAAAGUCUCGACUUCAGUGUCGACAAUCGGCAGGUCGGCUUUAAUUGUUGUCGGGAUGAAAAGAUUGAUGUGAUGUCGUUUGUGCGAGAGAAUAUUGUACCUUAG
Molecule: messenger RNA, 231 nt
Organism: Sporothrix schenckii 1099-18
Lineage: Eukaryota; Fungi; Ascomycota; Sordariomycetes; Ophiostomatales; Ophiostomataceae
Exons: 1
Coding region: 1-231 (76 amino acids)
Source: RefSeq, a predicted model, not a curated record